This is a messenger RNA of Colius striatus (speckled mousebird), 2621 nucleotides long. RefSeq names its product dual specificity phosphatase 10 (gene DUSP10). Gene Ontology annotation, biological process: negative regulation of JUN kinase activity; protein dephosphorylation. Bases 160 to 1602 code for a protein of 480 amino acids. Lineage: Eukaryota; Metazoa; Chordata; Aves; Coliiformes; Coliidae. The transcript has 4 exons. The record is from RefSeq and is a predicted model, not a curated record. Gene Ontology annotation, cellular component: cytoplasm; cytosol. Gene Ontology annotation, molecular function: protein tyrosine/threonine phosphatase activity; MAP kinase tyrosine/serine/threonine phosphatase activity.
AUGGUGCGGGCUGCGCGCGGGACGCGGGGCGGGCUGCGCGCGGGUCAGCGGGCGCGAGACGCAGCGGCGGCGGCGGCCACCACCGUGGCGUACGGGGCCGGAGCGCGCCGCGCCGGGUGAUCUUGAGUUCUUCUUAACUUGCUAGUGCUCAGCCUCCUCAUGCCUCCAUCUCCUUUAGACGACAGGGUAGUAGUGGCACUUUCGAGGCCAGUAAGACCUCAGGAUCUCAACCUUUGUUUAGACUCGAGCUAUCUUGAAUCUGCCUCGUCUGCUGGUGAGAGCCACUCCAGUCUGCUUGGCGCAGCUGUCGUGUCCCUAAAGACUGCUAAUCUCACGUAUAUGCCCUCAUCUAACGGCUCUGCACGCUCCCUGAGUUGUGGAUGCAGCAGUGCCAGUUGCUGCACUGUGGCAACGUACGACAAGGACGCUCAGGCCCAAACUCAAGCGGGCAGCAGCACCCACGCCGGAGCUCCCCCCGCCUGCCCUGCCAACCAAAUGGUCAACAGUAAUGAGAACGCUGGCAGCCUGAGCCCGCUGGGCGGAGUGGGGAGCCCAGUCUCGGGCACCGCCAAGCAGCUCGCUAGCAUCAAAAUCAUUUACCCCAAUGACCUGGCCAAGAAGAUGACCAAAUGCAGCAAGAGCCACCAACAGAACCAAGGGCCUGUCAUCAUUGACUGCAGGCCCUUCAUGGAGUAUAAUAAGAGCCACAUUCAAGGGGCUGUCCACAUUAACUGUUCUGACAAGAUCAGCCGGAGAAGGCUCCAGCAGGGCAAGAUCACCGUGUUGGACUUGAUCUCCUGCCGGGAAGGCAAGGACUCCUUCAAGAGGAUCUUUUCCAAAGAAAUAAUAGUUUAUGAUGAGAAUACCAAUGAGCCAAGCAGAGUAAUGCCUUCCCAGCCACUCCACAUAGUGCUGGAGUCACUCAAGCGAGAAGGCAAGGAACCCCUAGUCCUUAAAGGAGGACUCAGCGGUUUCAAGCAGAACCAUGAAAACCUCUGUGAUAACUCCCUCCAGCUGCAAGAGUAUCCUGAGGGGGGAGGAGGGGGCGGUGCAUCUGCUGUGCCCCCCACGCUACCUCAGUCCAUCCCCACCACGCCAGACAUCGAGAACGCUGAGCUCACCCCCAUCCUGCCCUUCCUCUUCCUUGGAAAUGAGCAUGAUGCUCAGGACUUGGAGAAAAUGCAGAGGAUGAACAUAGGCUACGUCAUCAAUGUGACCACCCACCUGCCCCUGUACCAUUAUGAGAAAGGCAUGCUCAACUACAAGCGGCUCCCGGCCACUGACAGCAACAAGCAGAAUCUCAGGCAGUAUUUUGAAGAGGCUUUUGAGUUUAUUGAGGAAGCUCAUCAGUGUGGAAAAGGUCUCCUUAUCCACUGCCAGGCUGGUGUGUCCCGAUCUGCCACCAUAGUUAUCGCGUACCUAAUGAAGCACACACGCAUGACCAUGACAGACGCCUAUAAAUUUGUAAAAGGCAAACGACCAAUCAUUUCCCCUAACCUUAACUUUAUGGGGCAGUUACUGGAGUUCGAAGAAGAUCUAAACAACGGUGUUACACCACGAAUCCUCACACCAAAGCUGAUUGGCGUAGAGACUGUCGUGUGAUGGCAAAGCUGUGAGGAGGCGGUCAAUGAAGGGGUAUAACCUAUUCUUCACCUGAUUUGGGGCAGUGAUGGGUGGGUUGUGGGGUUUUCUUUUUAGCUUUCACAAGGGGGGUUUUGUGGCAAACUUUUUGUGAAUAAAAACCUUUUUUUUGUAAGGAAAGGUUUUUAAAAGAUUCAAGAACUUCGCCCUGUUUGGGAUGCUGUUGUGAUUUCCUUCCCAGACGCCAGCAGAGCAGGGAGGCUUUGGAGCAAAAGGAGUACUUUUAAAAAUCAAAACAAGAAGAAGAAAUACUGGGCUUUUUUUUUUUUUUUUGUCCUUUUUCCCUUCUCUCCAGCUACUUGUAGAGUUUAUGGCUAAGUAGUCUGUGCAGGUUCAUAGACUGAAGGAAACCUAAGUUGAAGAUGAAACACAAACAGCCAAAACAAAGCAGAAAAAAACCUUCCUUGAAAUAUAAGGGCCUUCAUGGUGCAAAGGCUUUGCUAAAGAUAACCUAGCAAAAUACUCACUGAUGCAAAGGAAAUCAGAGCAGCUUAAAAAGUCUGCAAGGCACUUUUCACACUCCUGACUCAAACUAAAGAAGAAGAAGUAUUUGGUGUGUUUCAUGUUCCAGUUCUAUUUUUCUAUUUUGGGGUGUAGGGUUUUAACAGUAAGGGACUUUGAUCAUUCUAUGCCAUAUGCCUUCACUGGCUUCUUGUGCAAUAAUAAUUUGGGGUUUGUUUUGAGUGUUCAAACCAAUUAGAGUUGGCUGCCCACUAAUAAUAAUAAUUUUUGAAGUCUAAUAGUGCAACGGCAGCUGGCUUGGUUCAGAAAGGAUAAUUAAGAACAAUGAUUUUGUUCCUUUAUAUGGUUUUUGAUCCUGGUUACAGUGCCAUAAACCUUGUUACAUAUGUAUAUCAGAAUGUACAAAAAUUGAGAACGAGCAAAGUUUAUUUAAAACUAUUUUUCGCACAAAAUAUCGGUGUGUUUCAGUUGUCUAUGUAAAAAGAAUUUGAUUAUAAAACAAAAAAUCUUUUGGAAAA